This is a messenger RNA of Cricetulus griseus (Chinese hamster), 2366 nucleotides long. Lineage: Eukaryota; Metazoa; Chordata; Mammalia; Rodentia; Cricetidae. The record is from RefSeq and is a predicted model, not a curated record.
AACACAACCCUGGGAUUUGUGGUUCAGAAUGUCCCAGAGGGUAAAAGAUAUACUCUGGCCAAUCUUUUUGGAAUAUUUUCAGGCCCUGGUUUUGCCCUCCCCAACUACAGGUGUGCAAGAGAGGGCAUGUUAGCUGCUGUACUUACAGGACCAUCCUGGGCACUAUCUGAAUACAUAGGGACACUGCUGGAUCUUUAUAAAUUUCCACAGCUUACUUUUGGGCCUUUUGAUACUAUCCUGAGUGAACAUAGACAGAUCUCUUCCCUGUACCAGGUGGCCCACAAGGACACAUCUCUGUUUCUUGGAAUUGCAUCUUUAAUGCUCCAUUUUCAUUGGACCUGGGUUGGGCUUUUUAUUAUAGAUGAUGACAAAGGUGCCCAGAUUCUGUCAGAUUUGAAAGGUGACCUGGAGAAAAAUGGAGUCUGCAUAGCAUUUGUGGAAAUGAUCCUGGUCACCAGGGGUUCGUUUCUCACCACAUCCUGGAAAAAUCAGGUGCAGAUCCUGGAAUCAACGGCCAAUGUGAUUAUUAUUUAUGGUGACUCUGAUUCCCUACUGAGCUUAAUUGUAAAUAUUAAGCAGAAGUUAUUUACAUGGAAAGUCUGGGUCCUGAACUCGCACUGGGAUGUUGCUAAAUUUGAUAACUAUUUCCUGCUAGAUGCAUUGCAUGGUUCCCUUAUUUUUUCACACCAUAAAGAGGAGAUUAUUAAUUUCACAGAUUUUAUUAAGACAGCCAAUCCUUUCAAAUACCCAGAAGACAUUUAUCUUCAUGUACUGUGGCAUUCAUUCUUCAAUUGCUCGUUUUUGAGGAAAGAUUGUAAAAUUGUGGAUAACUGUCUGCCUAAUGCCUCCUUGGAGUUCUUGCCAGGGAAUAUAUUUGACAUGGCUAUGAGUGAAGAAAGUUACAAUGUGUACAAUGCGGUGUAUGUUGUUGCCCACAGUCUACAUGAGAUGAUGCUCAAUCACAUACAAUUUCAAACUGGUGGAAAAGGAAAAGAGAUGGUUUUCUUUCCCUGGCAGCUUCACCCUUUUCUAAAGAACAAACAACCCUUCAAUCAUACUGGAGACCAGGUGGUUGUGAAUUGGAAAAGGAAAUCACAUGAAGAAUAUGACAUUCUCAAUUUUUGGAAUUUUCCAAAAGGUCUUGGGUUAAAUGUGAAGGUAGGAUCAUUUUCUCCAAAUGCUCCAGAGGGCCAGAAGUUGUCCUUAUCUGAUCAUAUGAUCCAGUGGGCCAUGGGAUUAACAGAGAUUCCGCAGUCUGUAUGCAGUGUGAGUUGUGAACCUGGAUUCAGGAAAACCCACCAACAGGGCAACAUUGCCUGUUGCUUUGACUGUACCCCUUGCCCGGAGAAUGAUAUUUCCAAUGAGACAGAUGUAGAUCGGUGUGUGACAUGUCCAGAAACUCACUAUGCAAAUACAAAGAAGAACUACUGCUUACAGAAAAGAGUGACAUUCCUGGCCUAUGAUGACCCCUUGGGGAAGACACUCAGCUUCAUCUCCCUGGGCUUCACCUCUCUCACAAUUGUUGUGUUCUGGGUGUUUCUGAAACACAGAGACACUCCCAUUGUCAAGGCCAAUAACAGGGCUCUCAGUUACACCCUGCUCAUCACUCUGACCCUGUGUUUCCUCUGUCCCUUACUCUUCAUCGGUCAUCCUGGCAAAGUCACCUGUAUCCUGCAGCAGAACACAUUUGGACUGCUGUUCACUGUGGCGCUUUCCACUGUGCUGGCCAAAACUCUCACUGUACUUAUAGCCUUCAGGGUCACCACUCCAGGGAGAAUGAGGAGGUGGCUGCUGACGUCCAGGCUCCCUAAUUUCAUCAUUCCCAUCUGCACCCUGCUGCAAGUUGUUCUCUCUGGAGUUUGGCUGGCAACCUCUCCUCCAUUUAUUGACAAAGAUGCUCACUCAGAGCAUGGACAUAUUCUGGGAACACAGGCCCUAGGGAGCUACCUUAUGGCAUUCUUGUCCAGGAAUCUGCCUGACACAUUCAAUGAAGCCAAGUUCCUGGCUUUCAGCAUGCUGGUGUUCUGCAGUGUCUGGGUGAGCUUCCUCCCUGUCUAUCAUAGCACCAAGGGGAAGAUCAUGGUGGCUAUGGAAGUCCUCUCUAUCUUGGCUUCCAGUACAUCACUUUUAGUCAUCAUCUUUGCCCCAAAGUGCUAUAUCAUACUCUUAAGGCCAGAAAGGAACUCACUACAUCACAUCAGGGACAAAACAUAGGAUAGGAGGAAAACCCGUAAAGCCUAGCUCCCUUGUUUCUUAAAUUAAAGAACUUUGAAGCAUGAUUGUUCUUCCCCAUCUGAACGCUCACACAUGAAGUUAUAAAACAGCAUUUGUUCCUAUAAACUCCUAUUUCUUUCAGUCAAGUUAUU